GCAGGCUAUGCAAAGUCACCAGUGACUCAAAGGAGAAGGAAUCAGGGUUCAGGAAAGCUCUGUUUCAAAAGGAGCUCUCCCUAGAGAUUUAAUUGUGUUGCAAAGGCAGAGUCAUGUUGGUUAGCAGUCUCCGCCUGCCUCGGUGUUGUUUUAUUUUUUCCCUUCACUUCCUCUGAUAAAAGGCUUUAAACUACACAGUUCAAGUCAGACCAGAGGACUAGAGUCAGAACCAGUUAACAGACAUGGACAUGCAAGGCCCUCCACAACAGAUGGGCUAUCCAGCCCCCGGGCCUAUUGGCUUUCCUGCCAAUCAGCAUGCUGCCUUUUCUAAUCAGCCUCAGCCUGGUACAUCUCAAUGGGCACAGUGGACUCCAGCAGCACCACCACUGAAUUGUCCACCUGGACUGGAAUACUUAACUCAGAUAGACCAAUUACUGAUCCAUCAGCAAGUUGAACUUCUGGAAGUACUCACAGGUUUUGAAACCAACAACAAAUAUGUAAUUAGCAACAGCCUUGGACAGAGAGUUUACUUUGCAGCGGAGGAAAAUGAUUGCUGUACUCGAAACUGUUGUGGAAACUUACGACCCUUUAUUUUAAAGAUUCUGGACAAUACAGGCCGGGAAGUGAUAACCAUCAAUAGACCUUUCAGAUGUGUUUCCUGUUGUUACCCCUGCUGCCUCCAAAAGUUGGAAGUACAAUCUCCUCCUGGUGUACCAAUAGGUUACAUUACCCAAAACUGGCACCCUUUUCUGCCAAAGUUUACAGUUCUAAAUGAGCACCAUCAGGAGGUGCUGAAAAUCCAAGGCCCAUGUGUUGUUUCCAGAUGUUGCUCAGACGUUGACUUUGAGAUAACAUCUCUUGAUGGAGAGACUAAAAUUGGAAAAAUUACAAAACAGUGGACAGGAUUUAUAAAAGAAGCAUUUACAGAUGCUGAUAACUUUGCAAUUCAGUUCCCAUUAGACCUCGAUGUGAAAAUGAAGGCGGUGAUGUUGGGUGCUUGCUUCCUUAUUGACUUCAUGUUUUUUGAACACGGUGGAGGCUCUGAAUCGAGAGGAGGAGUAUGGCAAUAAUUGGCUGGACUUAUCCUCGGUUUCAUUUAAAGAAAUUGUAUUGGGACAUUUGAAUUGGAAAUAUGAUGGGAUUUUAAAAAUUCAACUUAAAAAGUAUACUGAUAAUGGUGGGAUCUAUACAGUAAUAACACUCAGCUUUAUGCUAUUUCUCUCAAAUUACAAAAUAUGUCCUUCAUUAGUUUCCUUACCUGUAAAUUAAGGGAGUUGGAUUAAAUUACCAUUAAGGUUCCUUCCAGGUGUAGACUUAUGAGCCAUUGAUCAUAUCAGUGACUUACAAAAGUCUGACAUAUCAAAUCUGUUUUGAAUGUAGAAUGCUUGUUUUGAGGACAGUAUGCAAGUAAUGUUUGACAUUUAGAUAUAAAUGACUACUAUAUAAAAUGGUUCUGGGCUAAAAUGUCUUUUUUAUGGAAAAGUUUUUUUUUUUUUUUAUUUUUUCUCAGUUUAACUUAUAGCUAGCUAAAAUUCAUAUACAUGAUUCAUUUUGUAAGCUCUUAUAUGAUUUGAAAAUAUACCUAAAUAAAAUAAAACAUAGUAGCAUUUACAGAAUUUAUAGCAAUACAGAAAAAAAUUUCUUUAAUCAUCUGGUGCCUGAGAUAGCUGUGCCUAAGGAAAUUUAGCCAUUGUGAAUAUAAUGCUCUUUUCCAAAAAAUAAGAAAUCACUCUAUUUUUGUGUCUUUUAUUACAGAGAGAUGACUAUUUUUUUGCUUAUGUAACUAAUUAUUGGGAUCUCCUUGAGGGCAGAGGACAGUCUUUUGCCUCUUUUUGGAUCCCCAGCAUUUAGUAUAAUGCCUAGCACAUAGUAUGUGCUUAAUAAAUAAUUGUAGACCUACUAACUAAUGAUAAAGAACACCUGGGGGGAGUGUUCGGAAGGAAGGAUGGGGUUUGAUCUGCUAAUUUUUCCUCAAUUGAGGGCACACUUUUAGAUGUUCGUUUCCCUGUUCCCACUGAAACUGUCAUUUUGUUCACAAGUAUUUACUUGUAGCCCAGUGCUCGAUUCCAGUUAAUUUUCUGUUGUAUGAAUUAAACUGUAAAGAUUUUCUUAAUUAAAUAAAUUCAACAUAUGCCAUAUA
Molecule: messenger RNA, 2140 nt
Organism: Vombatus ursinus (common wombat)
Lineage: Eukaryota; Metazoa; Chordata; Mammalia; Diprotodontia; Vombatidae
Gene: PLSCR1
Product: phospholipid scramblase 1
Exons: 8
Coding region: 243-1070 (275 amino acids)
Biological process (GO): plasma membrane phospholipid scrambling
Cellular component (GO): plasma membrane
Molecular function (GO): phospholipid scramblase activity
Source: RefSeq, a predicted model, not a curated record